UCGCUCUGUUGAUUGUGGAAUGCAUAUGUCGCACAGUACGCCGUUGUUGUGAAUCAUGUGUAAAAGUUAUCCGUAAAGACCAAGUUAUUAUGAGCGACUUCGAGUCGAUACAUCGCCUGGAAGGCAUCGAAGAGGAGGUGGGCGGUCUCAUAAAAAAGAAGUCUGUUCACGAGUUCAAAGCGCCCGAGAGGAAGUCGGUCCUCGGCCUCGACGUUCUUGCGGCCGCCAAGAGGAAGCAAAAGCUCGAAGAAGAAAACGGUAAAAAGCCCCGCAGAGAUGGUGAUCGCAGUGAGGAGUCAAGUCACGAAAUGUCGGAGUCGACGUUUAAUCGACAGUACCGGAAACCACGCAUAGAGACUCCGACGCACACCGGUGGAGUGGAUGCCAAGUACGCCGACCGUAUUCGUGACCACCGCGAACACCACAGCCGGGGCGUUUACGCCUCCUCAAAGGACUCGAGAAAGCGUCCGGAAUCUCCGUCGUCUCGCGAGCGUGAUCGUGACAGAGAUCGGCGUGACGACAGGCGCGACUCCGGGCGCUCCUCGUCGCACCGUUCUCGCAGAGACUGGAGCGAAACGCCGCCUCGCUUCAAGGAUCCUCCUACGCCCAAUAUUCGACCAAAGGACACUCCGUCUCGCUCAAACUGGGAGGAAGACGAAGAAACGCCGUCGCGACGCUCGUCUUGGGACGUGCUGACGCCGUCGCCUCGCGACGGCUCCGAACGGCGGAGCACGGACAGGCGGUCUCGACGGCCGACAGACACACCGCGGGCUACGCCGGCGCACAAGUACAAUUCCUGGGCCGCCGACAGGCGCAAGACGUACGCCACGCCAGGAAGCAAACACACGAAAGACGAAAAGAUUCCGUGGGAUGAAGACGGCGAGCAGAAGGUCGAGUGGGAAGUGGAGCAACAGAGGCUAGACCGCGAGUGGUACAGUAUUGACGAAGGCUACGACGAGAUUCACAACCCGUUCGCUAGCAUACCACAAGAGUACACCAAGAAAAAGGAGGAAGCACUAGAGCAGAAGAAAAUCAAAAAGGUUUCAGCUCAGCAGAGGCAGAUUAACAAGGAUAAUGAGAAGUGGGAGACCAACCGAAUGCUCACCAGUGGUGUGGUGCUAAAAGUUGAUGUGGACAACGACUUCGAGGAGGAAAACGAGGCAAGGGUCCAUGUCCUUGUGCACAACAUUGUGCCGCCAUUUCUGGAUGGACGUAUUGUAUUUACCAAGCAGCCAGAACCAGUGCUUCCUGUGAAAGAUGCAACGUCUGACAUGGCCAUUGUCUCUCGUAAAGGCAGUGCUGUUGUUCGAUUCCACAGGGAGCAGAAAGAGCGCAAGAAAGCUCAGAAGAAAGAGUGGGAGUUGGCAGGUACGAAACUGGGCAACAUCUUAGGUGUUAAGAAAAAGGACGAUGAACGUGAUGACAAUGAAGAAGCUGAUUACAAGACUGAGCAGCGCUUUGCUGAUCACAUCAAGGAUGCCGACAGCCAGGGAACCAGCGAAUUUUCACGGAAGAAGACUAUAAUACAACAGAGACAGUACUUGCCCGUAUUUGCAGCACGACAGGAGCUUUUGCGCAUCAUCAGGGAAAACAGCAUUGUGAUCAUCGUUGGGGAAACAGGCUCUGGAAAAACAACACAGCUAACCCAGUACCUUCACGAAGAUGGGUAUAGUAAGUAUGGAAUGAUCGGCUGCACACAACCCAGAAGAGUGGCAGCUAUGUCUGUAGCGAAGCGAGUGUCAGAUGAAAUGGGCUGCAAGCUAGGUGAAGAAGUGGGUUAUGCAAUCCGAUUUGAAGACUGCACUUGUGAGAAGACGAUAAUUAAGUACAUGACCGAUGGUAUUCUCUUGAGGGAGUCCUUAAGGGAGCCAGAUCUUGACCAUUACAGUGCUGUUAUCAUGGAUGAAGCCCACGAAAGGUCUCUCAGCACUGAAGUGCUUUUUGGUUUGCUUCGUGAAGUGGUGGCACGCAGGCAGGACUUAAAGCUCAUUGUUACCUCUGCAACCAUGGAUGCCACGAAGUUUGCUUCCUUUUUUGGAAAUGUUCCAUCGUUCACCAUUCCCGGAAGAACCUUUCCUGUUGAACUGUUCUUUAGUAAGAAUCCCGUUGAAGACUACGUUGAUGCUGCUGUCAAGCAGACACUACAAAUUCACCUGCAGCCCACUGUUGGAGAUAUUUUGGUAUUCAUGCCUGGACAGGAAGACAUUGAGGUGACCUGCGAGCUUAUUGCUGAAAGACUUGGUGAAAUAGAUAACGCCCCACCAUUGGCCAUUUUGCCUAUUUAUUCCCAGCUCCCUAGUGAUCUUCAAGCCAAGAUUUUCCAGAAGGCUCCAGAUGGAAUUAGAAAGUGUGUAGUGGCAACAAACAUUGCUGAAACUUCACUGACAGUUGAUGGAAUCAGCUUUGUUGUUGAUAGUGGCUACUGCAAAUUGAAGGUCUACAACCCUCGCAUCGGUAUGGAUGCAUUACAAAUUUACCCUGUCAGCCAAGCAAAUGCAAACCAGCGCUCUGGACGAGCCGGUCGAACAGGACCAGGGACAUGUUUCAGGCUAUACACGGAUCACCAGUACAAGAAUGAGCUGCUUAAAACGACAGUACCAGAGAUCCAGAGAACAAAUCUUGCAAAUGUUGUAUUACUCUUAAAGUCUUUGGGUGUCCAAGACCUACUUCAGUUCCAUUUUAUGGAUCCGCCACCCCAAGACAACAUAUUGAACUCCAUGUAUCAGCUGUGGAUCCUGGGGGCUCUGGAUAAUGUUGGAACUUUGACCCCACUAGGACGCCACAUGGUUGAAUUCCCUCUCGAUCCUGCACUCUCUAAAAUGGUUAUUGUUUCCUGUGACAUGGGCUGUAGUGAGGAGAUCCUCACAAUUGUUUCAAUGCUCUCAGUGCCCAGCAUUUUCUACCGUCCAAAGGGUCGGGAGGAAGACAGUGAUGCUGCACGAGAGAAGUUCCAGGUGCCCGAAAGCGACCACCUGACCUUCCUCAACGUGUUCCUUCAGUGGAAGAUAAACCACUACUCAUCCUCGUGGUGUAAUGAGCACUUCAUCCACGUCAAGUCUAUGCGCAAAGUGCGUGAGGUACGGCAGCAGCUUAAGGACAUUAUGGGUCAGCAGAAGAUGAAGCUUGUCUCAUGUGGCACUGACUGGGACGUUAUCCGCAAGUGCAUAUGUUCCGCUUUCUUCCUCCAGGCAGCACGACUCAAAGGCAUAGGAGAGUACAUAAACUGCCGCACGGGCAUGCCUUGCCACCUUCAUCCCACCAGCGCCCUCUUUGGAAUGGGCUACACUCCGGACUACGUUGUCUAUCACGAGCUCAUCAUGACCACAAAGGAGUACAUGCAGUGUGUCACUGCUGUUGAUGGUCACUGGCUGGCUGAACUUGGACCCAUGUUCUACAGCGUGCGCGAGUCGGGCAGAUCACGGCAUAGGAUGCAGAGAGACCACCAGUCACAAAUGGAACAGGAAAUGGCUCUGGCGGAGCAGCAGCUCCGGCGGCGCAAGGAUGAACAUGAUGAAAAGCAGGCAGCGGCUUCAAUGCGUGCAGCGCGAAUUGCCACACCUGGCUACCAGCCAGAAGCUCCCCAGCCACAACCAGACUUAUACUUACCUUUAAACUGCAAGCCACUGAGCUGUAAUAGGACCAUCGUGACAAAUGUUUGUGGUGCUUGUAGAUGGCUCGAGGACAUCUUGCAUUGAAAAGGACGCAGAGGUUUGGCACUCAAAAGGGGGCACACCUGGGAGCUUGGGAUGUGGAAUGCCUUUUCAAGCCAUCAGGUGACAGCAACACGUAACAGGCUUUAAAUUGCCCAGUGGUUCCUGGCAUUGACUUCAAAGAUGAUUUAUACUUCAAAAUGCUUAUUGCUGCAGGGCCAUAAGUUCUCUUAAGUAUCAUUAUUUGGUAUCAGUACAUGACCAUACUUGUCCAUAGCAUGCAUCACUUUUGACCUCCAUAGGACCUGUGCUUUCCAUUAGCACUUGCACAUUGCUGCAGCAGUACGUGUCAUUGUCUGGUACUUAUACAUUUCCAUCUGUGUUUCAAGUCGCUGAACUAGCUGCCAACUUCAUAAGUGCAAAUUCUUAGUGCUAAAUGUAAAUCUGGGGCAUCUUUUUUUUCAUACCAGUGUCUCCAAACUUGGGCAUUUUAUGCAAAAUAAUGUAGUAAUGCCUGGUGCCUAGUUUGAGCAGAACAUAUGGUAAAGUACUGGUGUAAGCUGUCAUGGUGGCAUUGUAUGCUAAUAUUUACUUGAUGAAACUUGUAAAAAUGUAUUGCCAUCGUGAGUUGCUUCACGUAAUGUAUUCACAGAUGUAAUUGUGAUCUUUAAUCGUUCAGUGGCGCUACAUAUGAGCAUGCAAAAUUUACAUAGUGCUGAAUGGCAAAUACAUUGUGUGGAAAUUAAACACUAAUCUGUAAAUACAAUGUUUAUAUCUUUUUUUUCAUACCAGUGUCUCCAAACUUGGGCAUUUGAUGCAAGCUAAUGCAGUUAUGCACGGUGCCUAGUAUGAGCCGUACACAUGGUAACAUACUAUUAUAAGCCGUCGUGUGACUAUGUAUGUCAAUAUUUUCUUGAAGCCUGUAAAAAUGUAUUGCCAUUGUGAGUUGCUUCACUUCGUGUAUUCACAGAUGUAACGGUGAUCUUGAAUCGUUCAGUGCACUACAUAUGAACGUACAUUUACAUAGUGUUGAAUGCAAAUAUAUUGUGUGGAAAGCAAACAAUAUUCUGUACAUACAAUGUUUACAGCGGCGUUAUUUGUGUGUGGUGAAAUCAACUGUCAGUCGGUGUUUGUCUUCUUUGUUCAUCGUGUACUUUUGUGUGUAGAUAGAUCACAGCAUAAUUAUGUGCCAUGCUGAAUCGAAUAAAAUAAAAGCCAGAAAUUGGUUUUAAAUA
Messenger RNA from Dermacentor silvarum, 4885 nucleotides. RefSeq names its product pre-mRNA-splicing factor ATP-dependent RNA helicase PRP16. Gene Ontology annotation, biological process: mRNA splicing, via spliceosome. The coding region runs from base 90 to 3695 and encodes 1201 amino acids. Lineage: Eukaryota; Metazoa; Arthropoda; Arachnida; Ixodida; Ixodidae. The record is from RefSeq and is a predicted model, not a curated record. Gene Ontology annotation, cellular component: intracellular anatomical structure; spliceosomal complex. The transcript is spliced from 2 exons. Gene Ontology annotation, molecular function: RNA binding; ATP binding.